Bactrocera tryoni is the source of this 4537-nucleotide messenger RNA. It is a transcript of the gene GAPcenA, whose product is annotated as rab GTPase-activating protein 1-like. Bases 824 to 4525 code for a protein of 1233 amino acids. The transcript has 10 exons. The record is from RefSeq and is a predicted model, not a curated record. NCBI's taxonomy places the organism in Eukaryota, Metazoa, Arthropoda, Insecta, Diptera, Tephritidae.
CAGAAAAUAGCUGUACAUUUAAUUAUCAACAUAAAAAUUGUGAAAAUCAAUAACAAAACAAAAAUAUAAAGUAAAGUAUCAAUAAUGGCAAUAAAUGACUCACUGAAGAGUUUGAUUUAGCGAAAAAUGAAAGUAUAUUAUUGGAAAUUAUUUAAUGUGAUAUUUGUUUUCAAAAUUCGAUAAAAGCAACGGUUGGCUGUGCUAUUUGUACUCGAUUCCGGAAUCGGGCGCACCACCCACCCAAAUGUUGUAAUUUACCUACAAUUUUCGUAUAGACUAACACCUCAAUUGUAAUAGUGAUUGCGAUUCGUCAUCAUCGAUCAGAUCAAAAAAGAGGGCGAUUGAAUCUGAAUAAUAUUAAUUGCUUCUGUGUAUUUUCAGCUCAAGAAUACGAACAAAAAGAUAAACUUGUGUUGCAUUCUUAGACUAUUACAUAUAAUCGAGCAAUCAUUUAUGUUAGAAAGAUGUAAAUAAAAUAAUAUUCGACCAACCCAUGGAAAAACAGCUAAGUAUUGCAUUGUAGUUUACAAUUUCCUUGUUUUACCUACUGGAUUCCUUGGGUAUUGUUCAAAACGAAACGUGGCCGUCCCUUAUACUAGGCACCUACAUAUCUACCUGGAGUAGUUUUCUUGCAUACAUACACAUGUAUGACCUUUCACACACCGCUUAAAUUUAGCCAUCUGAAAGUACAGAAACGAGUACAAACGGACGACAUCUCUCGUACUCGAAUAUACAGAAAAUCGAGAACAUUUUAAAAAACUUUAAAGGAGUAAACAUUUACGUUAAAUAUAUUCAUCGGGAGACAUAUCGCCGAUAUUGAGACAUGGAUGAUAACCUUAGUACGAAAUCUUCUGAAUCCUCACUAACCACUAGUGGAGAGUAUGAAAUUGUUUCUGAUAGCAAUAUUACAACACCAAUAGACCAGCAGCAUUUGUCGGAGAAUGGUACACUUUUAAUAAUACCGACAAACAAUAAAUCACCAACACUGAAUUUAGCUAAUAAUCGUAAUAUUGCUGAUUUACAAAAUGCUAUGACGGACGCUCUGCGUGAAAUAGAUUUAAAUUCAGACACUUCUUCAACUGCACCCAAAGCGGUAGCGUUGAGUAAACAAAAAUCUCUGACAUUACCAUUGGCUGGUACUUCAAGCCCGGCACUGCUGGUUCCAGACAACGACUGCGAACAGCAACAGUUAGUUCUACCGAAGACCGCAAUGAAGUCACAAUCAUUAAACCGCCACCACACAGACUAUGCUAUGACACCAAAAAGCGAUGACGCGUCAACUUCCGAACAAAAUCGAGUUGGCCAAUCGGUAUUUUAUGACUGCAUUGAUGCAAGUCCAGGUGGGGUUGGUGGUGGUGUCGAAGAGAAACAAGACAUCAUGAAGCCGGAGAAAAAUGAUACCGACGAAGAAGUUUCAGAUAUCGAUCAGGGUUGCACUAUAUUUUCCGGUGUCACAUAUCUUGGAGCUGCAAACAUAAAUGCUCCCAAAUCCGAAAUCGAUAUAUACCGAAUAAUGAAUGAAUUGAACAGUAAUUCGGAGUCAGUUGGUCUUAAAAUAUCAGUGAGCAUCCCGAAUUGCUCCGAUGGGCUGGUUGUCUUGCAUGACGCUGAAACCAACUCUGUCAUCGCAACCUACGAGAUACAAAGCAUAAUUUUAUACUUUCGUGGCCCUGUAGAAACUCCUGAAAAUGGUUGCUUUGCAUUUACUUGGUUACAUGGCGAUGCGCUUUUUCAAUGCCAUGUUUUUCGUUGCCAUAUCCCAGAAGCGGUUAAUCAAGUCAGCGCUUGCUUUCAAAAGGCUUUUCGUACAUAUCCGCCAAGCAUGACUUGCAGUUUGACAUCUGCCAUCGACAGUAAUAUGAUGAAUUCAGUGACAUCCGAUGUUAGUGGAAAUCCACUAAAUACAGCCGGCUAUGAAUUUAUUGUAUCCCUGGAAAUACGUGAAAAGGUCGCCAAGAGCUCAUUUUCGGCGGUACCACGCGACCGCAAUUGCUUCAAAUUACGUGCUAACAUUGACAAAGAAGUUAUCAUUACCGUCAAGCAAACACCUUCAAAUAUACUACAACCUCUGUUCAUAGAACGCUGCUUUGGUGUACUAUUAAGCCCAGGAAAAUUAGUGCGUCAGGGCGAUAUGCAAUUAAUUGAUAUGGUAAAUAUGAGCUAUCAGUUGCCUACCACCACUGCAGGCGGUGGUAACGCUAAUGCAGCAACGAUUGUCGGUGUCGGUGCCGCUGACAAUGCCGGUGGUUCUGGCGCCCCGCCUCUAUGCCUUUAUCCUUAUGUUAUACGCGCCGAAUGGAAGGCCAAUGAAGCUGCUUUCGAACAACUCAAUGUUGAAGCGUCAAAGAAUUUUCUGACUGUAGCGGUCGAUAUAGUGGUGCGUGGAAUUCGCGACCCUGUACGUUUUGUUAUUGAGACACCCGUUGUAAUACAAUCGGCUAGUGAGAUACGCAUAAUGGAUCAUUUUAUAUCUAAACGCCCAAUGACAUUGCGCUUCUAUCUACAAUUAGAACGUACAACCGAUGAGUUCAGUUGGAAAGUGAACUCAAUUGAUCCAUCUGAAGAAAUCAAUGAACCACAACAACCAAGUUCAUUGUUGAAAUUCGGAAUGAACAAUUUAUCACGUAUUGUGCGAUCAUCAUCGAUUGUAUCUAUAGAGGAUGAUUGCCCUACCGAUUAUAGUUCAGAUGGUGAUGAACCUUUAUUGAGUGGUACGGGAGAAGUAUCCAAAGACUGUUCACAGGACAAAUUAGAUGAGUGGGAUCCAAUAUUAAAGGAAUGGGAUAGUGAAAAAAGGCCAAAAAAUUUGGCUCCUUUGGUACGUUUGGGAAUACCGGAAGCUUUGCGCGAAAAAAUAUGGCAGAAACUGGCAAAUGUUGAGGGCAAAACUGAAAUGCUUGACAUGUAUAAGAUUUUAAUAACCAAAGAAACCAAAUGUGAAACUGUAAUACAACGGGAUAUACAUAGAACAUUUCCGGCACACAAAUGCUUCAAAGAAAGUGGUGGAUCUGGACAAGACUCACUUUUUAAGGUCUCAAAGGCUUAUGCCGUUUAUGACAGUGAAGUCGGUUAUUGCCAGGGCUUAAGUUUUAUUGCCGCAAGUCUAUUGUUACAUAUGCCCGAGGAAGAUGCAUUUUGUGUAUUGGUGGCCCUUAUGUACGAUUAUGGCCUUCGUGAUUUAUAUAAGCAAGGAUUUGAAGUACUUUAUUUACGACUGUACCAACUUGACCGUUUGAUCAAAGAUCAAUUGCCUAAAUUACAUGAACAUUUUGCAGCUUGUGGCAUUGAGACACAUAUGUACGCUUCGCAGUGGUUUCUCACGCUCUUCACAGCCCGUUUCCCAUUAUGUUUUGUAUUUCAUGUACUCGACGUGUUCCUGCUAGAUGGCGUACCAUUGCUUUUUCAGGUUGCUGUGACAUUACUAUCCAUUUGCGAGGCUGACUUGCGUCAACUUGAUUUCGAAGGCAUACUAAAAUAUUUCCGUGUAACAUUACCGAAGAAAUGCCGCAGCCCUAGUCAGGCACGCCGGGUUAUGAAAAUGGCCUGUGAACGGAAAAUUAAGAAAUUAAAACAGUACGAGGAGGAAUUCCAAUUGAAAAAGCAACACAAAGAACGACUGGAAAAAGAGGCACAAAUUUAUGAAAAUCGUUUUGGUGAAGAGAGACGUAAGUUACAGGCGGAAAUUGAUGAACUCCAAAAAAAAUUGAUUGAGGCUAAUGAAAGAGCAAUAGAAAAAGAAAGAAAACACACAGGCAUCAUACAGGACUAUAAAUUAAUAAUACAGCGCUUGGAAAAUGACAUUACCAAUUUAAAUGAGACGCUAGGAAAUGUAAUGAAUAUAGUAUCGAAGUGUAAGAAUUGUGUACAAAAAAUGGAAAAUGCCGAUCGUAGUGUGAGAUUGCCAGCUGAAGUAAGCAGAAAUAGUGGUUUAAAAACAUCGCAACAGAGUUGUAAUAAGCAAGAGAACGAAGCACCACUAGGCCCACUUGAUCCCAUAAAUAUAGCAACUCAACGUAUCCGUGAAUUAGAACUGGAACUGGCACAAGCUAAGUUAGCACACGUUGAAGCUGAAUGUCGUAAUCAAGAUUUGAAUCAUCAGCUUAGCGCCACCAUUACUGAAAUGCACUCCAACCGGAACAGUUGGCAACCAUGGCUUUCAAAGACACUCAACUCACUGCAAGAGAAGGUAACUACACGUGGCAGUCGCGACACCGUUUUGCCAACAUUCCAAUCUUACACCCAACAUGCAUCAGCUGGUGCAUCAGCGGCUGGUAGCGAAACUAAUUCACCCAGCAGUAAUCAGGAGUUUAAAGCAUUCUCAGUGGGAGGUUCGCCGAAAUUGCCAGCCAAAUUUCAGACCGUCAAACUUCGCAAUAGCAUCGACAGUUUACGCAACAUUGUAGUGCCACUAGAGAGCAGCGCUGGGCGUAUUGUUGGCAUUGGGGCUACAGCAACCGUUGAUGUUGGUGUGGGUGCAGCUGAUCAAUUCCGACAGCACCUGCAGCCACAGUCAUCGCUUAUUUAAAUAUCGACAUAA